AUGUAUCAACCGUUUGCUUAAGGAAGUAAUAGGGCAUUUUAAAAAACUAGUGGAUAAACACAAAUUCCAUAACAAUAAUAGCCUAUGAAUUAUCAAAGAGUUUAUCCUUCAUCUAAUUAGUAAUAAUUUUAAAAUGUUCCACCUAUCCCAGUGAAUUAAUAAGUAAAGCCUUCCACUGUUGUGUUACCUUAGUAGUAAGUAAAAAGCUCUACAUAACAAUAAGCAGCUCCAUUAUCUGCUUAAAAUAUGAACAGAUAAUCUUAAUAGGCUUACUUCCCCCAAUAGCAAUAGCAAAAUCUCCCCAGUUAACGAUUUUCUCAGUACUCAUAAUAAUAAAAACCACAAUAAUUUAAAAUAGUUAAUGGAUCUUAAUACAGUUCAACUUCAGCUACUAGUCUACAAUCCUAACCAAGCUCUUAAAUAACUUAAAAAACGCAACCAUAGUACUAUUAGCCUUAAACGCCUUAACAAUUUAGCUCUGUUCCUUCCUAACAAACUUCUAAGACCUCCACCAUGUAUUAAGGAGUACAAACAUACGAUCGUAAGCCAAUUCCUUAAUAAAUUUAAUUUUAAAAUUAGCAAGUCUCUUCAGUUCCAAUGACUUAUUAGUAGUAUGUUGCUUAAAGUAGUGUUUAAUAAUAGCAAUAACUACAACAAUAAUAAUAAUAAUAAUAAUAAUAAGUUUAAGUUUUAACAUUAAAUUAAAAGUAAAACAAAUUACUAACAUCCAUACAAUAACUUUAGCAUUAAAUUUAAAGCUUAACUUAGAAUUAUCAAUAAAGGAUUUAACAAAGGAAGAUGGCAACUGAAGAGCUUAACAUUUAAAAAACUAGCUUCAGGUUAUAAGUAGAAAAUAUUUAUAACUAAUGCAGAAAAUUGUCUUCAGAAUACCCAACAAUCCUUUGUAUUGUAACUCGUCUCUCUUCAGGAGAUAUAGGAAUCCGCCGCGCAAAUGGUACUAAUUAAACUGAAAGAGAAAUUAAUCAUUUAAUAUCUCUUAUUGAAGAUAUAUACUUAUAAUUUACUCCUUAAAAGCUCGUUUAAUAAAGCUUUUUGCCAGUUACUAAUUAAAACGAUUAACUUGUUAAGGUUAAUUAAGGUAGUAAUACUAGAGAUUCAAUAAUAUCUACAACUACAAACAUAAAUGUUAAAAAGUCUACUGAAAAUUUAAAGACCAUAAUUGAAGAGAGCAGAGAAAAGCCUGUCUAAGAAAAAGAAAAUAGCCAUUAUUAUUCUCCUAUUGUUCAUGCUUAUGCUAGAGGAAGAGAUGUGUAAGAAAACUUAAAUUAGAGACAAAGAGAAGAGGACUAAGAUAUUCAUUAAUAUGGUUCUACUUAAAAAGAAAGAAUGAAUACCUCACCAGAUUUAAUACAAGUAACUGAUCGCGGAUACUAAGCUGAGCGCUAAUCUUACAGAACAGUAACUUAUACUCCAUCAUAAAUUGUAUCAAAUAGCAAAAACCCAUUUACACCUUCAUAAACACUCUAAAAAUAAUUUACAUUUAGUGAAGGUGUGCUCAAUAGCUAAGCAAAAUAGAAUGGAUCUUACUAUACAUAAAGAAAAGAUUAAUAAAUUGUUCCUAAUUAAAUUUAAUUUAUGAAUUAAGAGAUAGAUAGUGAAAAAGUCAAAAGAGCAAAUGCCUAAUCUGUUGUUGGAAAUACUUUAAAAACAUAAGGUCCUACUUCCUAAACACCUCUUUAUGCAGAUACUUCGAGUCAACAAAGGGUUUCAACUAUCCCAUAAUAGAACUAUGUCUAUGACUAGUUUAAGUAAGCUCAAGAUUUCACUAAGCUCCUCAAAGACACCAACUAAUUCAAAUUAGAAACUACUAACAAAGACUUGUAAAAGUUAAUGGAGGAAGAAAAAUAUGAAUAGGUUUCUGAAUAUGCCUACUAAACUUUAACUGUUAUUGAUAGAUAAAUUAUUAAUAUGAAAGCAACGGUAGAAUCUGCAUUAGAGUAAACUGAACUAGUCAUGACUAAGAAUCUUCUAUUAGACAUAAUUGAAAACCUUCGUCAGACUGUUAAGAGUAAAGAAAUUGAUAUCUCCCACCGUGUCAUAAACAAAAUUUAAAAGAAUACAGCUCGUUUAUUGAAAGACAAAACAGCAUCAUACAGUCUGUAUCUUUAUCUUUAAAAAAUAAUAAAUUACUUGAAAGAAAGAGAGAGUAUUUUAAACACAUCAAUUUAGGCUAAUGAAAUGAGUUUGCUAAACUAAACUGACCACAGUUUUUGGAUGAAUACAAAAAUAGACAAUAAUGAUCCAAAGCAAAUAAUGCCUAUUAUCGAAAAUGCCAAAAAAAGUAAUAGUGCUGAAACAACUUCAUUAAACUUUUAAUUCUUUUUAAGAGAUAAUAUGUUACUCGACUUGCCAACUUAUGUACCCAUGAAAGAGUAAAAGCGUUUAGAGGAAGAAGUGAGAUAAUCCAUUUAGUAAGGAGUAACCAGUUCAACUGUUUAAGCUCCUAACCGCUUUUCCUUUUAACCUAAUUAAAAUAGUUAAUUUAAUUAAAAUGUCGUAUCCAGUGGAUUAAAACCCUCAUAAUUCUAAAGUUAAUUAGCUGAAUCCUAAUUGACAACUUAGUCUAUAAAUGCUAAAUAAUUUGGAGUAAUCUAACCUCCUGAAUACGUUCCUUAUAGUUAAUCUAAAUCAUUAGAAAGACCUAAAAGUGCCUAAUCUUUGAAUGUUUUAGGUUAUCGUUCUCCUGUAAGUAACUUGAAUCCUACUACUGACUCACUCUAUUCAAAUAACACUGUUUCUAAUAUUGGUGUUUCUCCUAAUAUUCUUUAGACAAACGAGACUAGAGGUAAUAAAUUUUUGUAAGAUUUUGACACUCUUAAAAGAUCCGCUUCAAUUCCUGCAAGAAUGUUUGUAUAAGAAGAAAAUGUGAAAAAGAGUACUCCAAACAAAGACAAAGUUGAUGGAGUACUACUUAACGAGCAAUUUGCACAUUAAAGAAAAUUAAUUAAGACUCAAUUUACUACUUCCCCAAAUAAAACUGUUCCUGUUAUAAAACAAUCUGAAUAAGCUACUGAAAAUCAUAGCAUCUAAAAUACUCCUUCUAUGGCAGAAAGAAAAAUUAUAUAAAUUUAAAAGAUUGCUUCUUUCAGUGGUGCUCAAGAGUCAAAUAAAAACUCUGACGUCAAGGUAGUCAAUCCAAGCAACAACAACAACAAUUACUCCAUAAGCCAUUUAAUGACCCCUCCUGGUACUCAAGUUAACAAAAUUUUCAAUGAUGCCUCUUUUGCAGUUCAAUCUAGUAAUAAUACUAGCAAUUUGGAUAACAUCUUAAACAAGUAUAAAGUUGUUGAUGUAGAAAGAGAAAUCCAAUAAGGUUAAGUAGUUUAAUAAAUUAAUUAAGUUUAGUCUAUUUCACUAUCAAAUAACAAAGAUAUUUCAAAUAAUGAAGCAAUUGUUUAUUCUCAAAUUGAAGUUGCAAGCAAAAAAGAAGAUGAAAAAGUUAAAAGAUCUCAAUUAUCUUCUAAUGUAGCAGUAAAUCCUUCUUCUGUCAUUGAUAAUAACAGAGAAAAUAAUCCUAACCUUUCAGUAGGAGUAAAAAGACAAGUAAACCUAUAAUAUGAAUCUAUACUUGAGAAAUAUAUUCCAAAUAAUAAUUAAAAAUCACUUGUUUCUAAGUAUAGCUUGCCAUAGAAUACUAGGCCUGCUUUAGAAUAAGUUAAUCUUUAAUCUACUAAUUAAAAUUAUUCAACUUAAAACAUAUUUAAGAGUCCAUCACAGAUUAAUCAUAAUGAUCCUCUAUAAUCUGUUUCAGAUAAAUACAGUAUCAUAAUCAACUAAUAAUAGGAAUCCCUUUAAAGAACUUCUCUCAACUUCAAUACUUAGCAGCAACAAAAGAAAUUUUAUGAUUUAGCUCUUAAAGUAAAAUCAGAAUUCCCAAAAACUCAUAAAGCUAAUACAGUUCUUGUCAAUCAAAUGUGGGACUUGGCUCAAGAUAUCCCUGAGAAUUAAUGGAGAGAUUUCAUUCUUCAGUAAUGCAAUUCUGCUAAAUGA
Tetrahymena thermophila SB210 is the source of this 4011-nucleotide messenger RNA. RefSeq lists its product as hypothetical. The transcript has a single exon. Lineage: Eukaryota; Ciliophora; Oligohymenophorea; Hymenostomatida; Tetrahymenidae. The record is from RefSeq and is a predicted model, not a curated record.